Messenger RNA from Labrus mixtus (cuckoo wrasse), 3790 nucleotides. RefSeq names its product F-box and WD repeat domain containing 5 (gene fbxw5). Lineage: Eukaryota; Metazoa; Chordata; Actinopteri; Labriformes; Labridae. The coding region runs from base 115 to 1956 and encodes 613 amino acids. The record is from RefSeq and is a predicted model, not a curated record. Gene Ontology annotation, biological process: protein ubiquitination. The transcript has 10 exons. Gene Ontology annotation, cellular component: Cul4-RING E3 ubiquitin ligase complex; SCF ubiquitin ligase complex. Gene Ontology annotation, molecular function: protein binding.
AGUCGAGUCUGCUGAAGGAUUGUUGUCAUUUUUUUUUUUUAUCUGUGGCUAGCCGUCAGAGCUAGGCGCUUGGUUUUUCCUCUCUAACACACUUUGAUCCAGCAGGAUGUUAGUAUGGAGUGUGUCCCAGUUUUGCCGGACAGCCUGGUGUUGGAGAUCUUCCUGCGUCUGCCCCAUGAUGCCGUGCUGGAAGCCGGUCUGACCUGCAGACAGUGGCUCGCUGUCUCCAGGGAUGAGUUCCUUUGGAGGGAGCUGUUCUACAGCUACUACCGCAUUCCACGCUCCGUACCCCGACACCCGGCUGCGGUGUCAUGGUACAGGGAGUUCAGGCGUCUGUUCGACUGUAUCCCCUGUGUGGAGGUUCAGACCCUGAGAGAGCACACUGACCAAGUCCUCCACCUGGCGUUCUCUCACAGGGGUCACCGGUUCUCCUCCUGCUCUAAGGACUGCACAGUGAAGCUAUGGGACACUGAGCGGCAAGAUGGGAACAUCUCGAUGGUGCACAGCUCCAGCAUGCGUCAGUUUAACUGGGGCUACACCCAGUUCUCCCAGUUCAACGCUGACGACACCCUGCUGCUCGUGUCCGGCGUCUACCUUGGUCCACACCACUCCUCGUCUGGGGAAAUCGCUGUCAUCAGUCUGGAAAACUACACGCUGUUGUCCCGGGUGAGGAACAAACCGUACGAUGUGUUCGGCUGCUGGCUGAACGAGACCCACCUGAUCUCGGGGAACCUGCACUGGAUCGGCAACAUGACGUCGUGCUCUGUGCUCUGGCUCAACAAAGCAUUCCAGGACGUUGAAUCGGAGAACGUCAACGUAGUCAAACGCCUUUUCAAGAUCCAGAACAUCAACGCCAGCACCAUCCGCACGGUGAUGGUGGCCCACUGUCGUCGCCACGACAACCCGGAUUUGCUGCUAGACUACGAGGCUCAGUCCCAGGCUCGACGGAUGAAAGGGCAGCAGCAGCAGCACCACCACCAGCCUCUUCUCUUCGACCUGGGGACCUCCGGCAGCGAGGAAGAUGACGAAGAGGAGGAGGACAAGGAGCGCCAGAAGGAGGCCAGGUGUCAUGGCGUCUCCUCUGCCCGCAUUUCUCAGCCCACUAUCUCUGGCCUUGAGCAGGUUCUACAGAGUCGUAAAAACGUGGAGCCCAGUGAGCUGGAGAUUGAGACCCAGGUGGCUCAGAUGAUGGGCAGAGUGUACACGAAGGCUCCUGCCUCCAGCUUAAUCGAGCCGUCUGAUCCCGAUGAGGACAAAACUUACUUACUCUUCACCACUGGCAGCCUUACGUACUCCCCUCACCAGAUAGGAAUUAAACGGAUCAAGCCGGACCAGAUGACCACUUCUGGUCCCGUACUCGGGGAGGAGCGGAGUUCAGAUGAGUUUUUUGAUUCGCUGGAUCAUGUCAUAGAUAUCCACGGACACAUCAUCGGGAUGGGCCUUUCUCCAGACCACAGGUACCUUUAUGUAAACAGUCGGGCGUGGCCUGCCGGGUGCGUGAUCUCCGACCCCAUGUCUCCCCCUCCGAUCGCAGAGGAGAUCGAUCUCCACGUGAUCGAUCUGAAGAGUUUGAGGGAGGAGAGAAGGAGUCUGCGCGCCCACCGAGCCUUCACGCCCAACGACGAGUGCUUCUUCAUCUUCCUUGAUGUCAGCAGAGACUUUGUUGCCAGUGGAGCAGAGGACAAGCACGGGUACAUCUGGGACCGACACUACAACAUCUGCCUGGCGCGUCUGGCGCACGACGACGUGGUGAACUCUGUGGCGUUCAGCCCUGCCGACCAGGAGCUGCUGCUGUCUGCCAGCGAUGACUCUACCAUAAAGGUGUGGCGCUCACCACGGAUGGUCCGCCUGUCUCAGACUCCCUCCAGGCCGCCAAGGCCCCGCAACCUCCUGUCGUCCUGGAUGAGCCGCAACAAGAACUCAACAUCUGCCGGCAGUGUGAACGGAAAACCGUGAGUCAGGUUGGAAAAAAAAACAAAAAACACGUUCAGUAGGAGGGAGAGGGAGGGGGGAAAGUUUGAUCUCUUUCCUCUGUGGUGUGAAUAGAAAUAUACAUACACUCCAUGUAUAUGUACAGUGUGGAAACAGGCGGUUGUUUUGCUUGAGCUCACAAUGUUGUGACGCAGAAGUGCAGGUGAUCUUCAGCUGACAGGAGAGGGUUUGUGAUGUGACUCAGGUGUACACAAGAGGGCGCCAGAGCACCAGCACAAGGACAGAAAGCAGCGCAGACUCUGCCCUUCUUCUGACAGGAGUGAUGUGAAUUUUUUUUUUUUUUUUAUCACAGAUAGAGGUAGUGUAGAGCUGACACCUAAACGCACAAGACGUCCAAACGUGUUCCCCAAGAGAUGGUUCUUGUCAGUUUUUAUUUGUCAGUUCAGGGUCAGACACAGGACUCCUGGACCUGAGGUGUAAAUGUGUGUAAAUGUUCUGCAGAGAGAAAACCGGUAUGUCCUGCUCAUCAGAGACAAACUGCUGUAACUGAGAAUCAUUUCAGAAAAGUCUUUUCUUAUUUAUGGAUGUAUUCAGUUGAUGUCAUGAGUGUAAACACCCAACGAACCCUGUCUCCAGAGAAUUCAAACAAAACAAAAGGGAAGACAGCAUUUAGCUGCGUUUACUGCAGUCUGCCUUUUUUUUAAUCCCCUCCCAUUGUUUCUGUGCCGCAGAAUAGAUCCAUCACCUUUCUGUUCAAAGUACAAUUGUUGAAUAAUUUUAUCUAGAAGAGUUAUUGAGGAGCAGUUAGCUUGACGCUAGACUGCAAAAAAAAAAAAGAAGUUGGUGUAGCUAAUUGUUAUUUGGACCGUUAUAAUGUAGAGUAUUGUAUUUAAACACCUUAGAUCAUUUGUAGCACAAAGCUGCCGCCUUUAAAUCUGCCGAUCUGAAUCUGAACCUCCUGGAGUAUUUUUUUUUUAAAGGUCACAUAUUAUGCAAAAUACACCCCCUAAUUAUGAGUAAAGUCCAUCCUCUCCAUCUUUCACCUCCUCCACUUUUCAGAAAGUGUGUGCUCAAACAGGCCGUUCGGAGAUUUUCCCUUGAUGACAUCACAUAGGGCAGUACCCCUCCCCCAGGUGGGUGACACUCCCACAGCUCGGUGUUUGUUCUGCCCUCUGAGUCUGCCUUCUCACUGAGAACAAUUUGGGCAAGGGGUUAGGCAUCCGAUUCCAGAAAGGGGGCGUGGUCAGACACAGCUCAUUUACAUAUUUAGACACAGACACAGAAACAGCCUGUUCUGAGCAGGGCUGAAGUAGAGGGGUUUAUAGGCAUGAUCAAAUACAGGAUCAGAGUGGAUUUAGAACAAGAAACUUCACAGACAUGUUUCAGGGAGCUCUGAGACUUCUUUAAACUUGUUGAAAAGAAGGAUAAUAUGUGACCUUUAAAUAAAAGUGUUUUAUCGUUCCUCAUCAUGACAUGUUACAGGGUUUGUGUAAAAUCCUUUUCUAGAGUGUGGUGUACUUUGACAUAUUGAACAUGCAUACAGAAAACCCAAAAGCCCCUCCAAACACAUCAAUACAUCUAUAUCUAUAAACAAGAACGUCUGACAUUUUUAUGGACGGGUAUCCAAUUGUUUUUGUGUCAGAAAAAAAAGAGUCCCUUUAUGUGUUAUUAUAUUUAACUGUCCCACGUUGUUUAACGUCUUUAUAUAUAUGUAUGACCUUUGUUUGACCUUUAGGAUACAACGUGUCUGUUUCUGUUGCUGUGAAAGAAACUGUGAAAUUCACACACUUCAAAAGAGAAUAUUACAAGGAAGCUUUUAAUGAUCGGCCAUGUAAUAAAGUUCUGUUUAAAAACAAAA